AUGACCAACAACCGUUCAAACGACAUUGGGGUUGAGGCUGGGAUUGACUCACAUCAGACCCCUGCGGAGCUAUCGGCCAGGAAGGGCAGACCUCUAGAAGAAAAGGUUCUCGAGAGUGAUAUCACCCAGCAGUCUGACGAGGGAAUAGACGGUAAACCGCCGGACGAUGCACCACCAGAUGGUGGGUAUGGAUGGGUUUGUGUGGCGUGCUCAGCAUGGAUCAAUGGGAACACAUGGGGUUUGAACAGUUCAUAUGCUGUCUUUCUAUCUUAUUAUCUAUCCCAUGAUAUUUUCCCCGAUGCCAGUGACCUCACCUACGCUUUUACCGGCGGCCUAAGCAUGUCAUGCUGUCUGUUGGUAGCCCCUCUGGUAACGCACCUAGUGCAUCUCUUCGGAAACAAACCCAUUCUUAAUGUUGGAGUCGUGCUCCAAACAAUCUCGUUCAUCGGGGCUUCGUUUGCCACCAAGCAAUGGCAACUUUUUCUAAGCCAAGGUGUCUGUUUCGGCUUCGGCAUGGGUUUGCUAUUCAAUGGCUCCGUGGGCAUUACGUCUCAAUGGUUUCUCCGCAAGAGAAGCAUUGCAACUUCCAUCUCGGCUGCCGGCUCAGGUAUUGGUGGCUUAACCUAUUCUUUGGCGACGGGGUCGAUGAUAUCGCGAUUGGGGCUUGGCUGGACAUUCCGUAUCCUUGGCCUCAUCACAUUUGUCGUCAAUCUCAUCGCGGCCAAUUUAAUAAAAGACCGAAACAAAGCUACUGGGUCCCAAUACAAAGCAUUUCAUUUCCCCCUGCUUAAACGGCCCGAAUUCCUCCUCUUACAAGGAUGGGGCGUUUUCAGUUUACUAGGAUACGUUGUGGUACUCUUCAGCCUCCCCAACUUUGCGCUAUCGAUUGGACUCACUGCACGUCAGGGUAGCAUCGUGGGUGCUCUUCUCAAUCUUGGUCAGGGGCUGGGACGUCCGGUCAUCGGUUUACUCAGUGAUCGCUAUGGCCGGCUCAACGUGGCCACCGUCCUCUCAAUUUUCUGCGGUGUCUUCUGCUUAGCCGUCUGGACCCCCACCCAAAGCAUGGGUCUUUUAUGUUUUUUCGCCAUCGUUGCGGGAACCGUGGCAGGGACAUUCUGGACCACUGUCGUUCCUGUGUGUGCUGAAGUGGUCGGUCUCCAACAGCUUCCCAGCGCAUUAAGCAUCACCUGGGUCCUAAUGGUUCCCCCCACGACUGUUUCGGAACCAAUAGCAGUUCUCGUGAAGGACAACUCGAAGAAGAACCGCGCCUAUUUGUAUGCACAGCUAUUUGCGGGACUUGCAUAUAUUGUUGGGGCAUUGUGUUUGUGGGUCUUACGCGCUUGGAAAGUUGGCGAUAACGAAGCUGCUGCGGAAAGAAAGGCUGUUGCAGAUGCCGCGAUUGCUGCGAGGACGAUGAAGAUUGGUGGAAAUUCAGUCUUCCCCACGGCAGCUCCAGUUGACACCACUUGCGUGCCUGAGGGAAAUAUACACCCGUCGAACCAGCCUGUGGUAGCACCGCCAGUAACAUGUACAGAUCCUAUUGCUACAGCGACCAGAACAAGCACAUGGAACCCAGCUGUGCUUCUUCGCAGUCUGGUUACUUGGGAUAUCAUAUGA
Paracoccidioides brasiliensis Pb18 is the source of this 1617-nucleotide messenger RNA. RefSeq lists its product as uncharacterized. The record is from RefSeq and is a predicted model, not a curated record. Gene Ontology annotation, biological process: transmembrane transport. The coding region runs from base 1 to 1617 and encodes 538 amino acids. The transcript has 2 exons. Gene Ontology annotation, molecular function: transmembrane transporter activity.